Molecule: messenger RNA, 2524 nt
Organism: Octopus sinensis (East Asian common octopus)
Lineage: Eukaryota; Metazoa; Mollusca; Cephalopoda; Octopoda; Octopodidae
Product: adhesive plaque matrix protein-like
Exons: 3
Coding region: 146-2524 (792 amino acids)
Molecular function (GO): zinc ion binding; nucleic acid binding
Source: RefSeq, a predicted model, not a curated record
UUUGGUGCUGACUUGAUUUCCCCUUCUCAUCCGCCAUUGGUAUAUCAUGGCGGUAGUUGUGGUGUGUACACGCUGAAAGCUCUACGAAUUCGUUGAUUUUUAACUAUUUUAAUCACUACCAAACGUUUAUUCAAGUGAACUGGCAAUGAGCGGGACACCUCAAGUCACUUCUUACACUGGAAUUGCAAGCCAAGAUUAUACAUCAGGUUAUGCAUCUUAUGCCCAGCCUCAUGCUGCUUACCCAAGCGUGCCCUCCACAUACACUGGAGCUGCUUACAGUGGAUACCCUCAGCCUGGACAGACUGCUGUAGUACAGCCGCCACCCCCACCACCACAGGUUCCACCUGCACAACACCAAGCUCCACCACAGUAUCAGGUGCAGCAGCCACCACCACCACCACAGCACCAUCCGCAGUUACAGCAACCCCCUCAGCAGCAGCAGGCCUAUCAGCUGCACAGUGCUGCCGUUGGCGCUCAGGCUCAUGCAUACCCACGGCCCCAGACCACCACCGUCUUCCAGACGAUUCCUCCGCCCCCUCCCCCCGCCCUCACAGCAUACCACACACCAUACCAAACACAACAGCAACCAUUACCGCAGGCAACCUCGCAUUCUGUCUAUCAGCCUCAAGCACAGCAGCAGCCAGUGCAAGCUGCACCGGCCCAUUCUGCUUAUCAAGCACAGCAGACGCCGCCCCAACAGCCACAGCCACCUCCUCCCCCUCAGCAGCCACAACAACCACCUCAGCCCCCACCCCAACAGCCUCCACCCUCACAGACUUUCCAGUCAUACAAUGCUCAGAUAGCCAAGGCUAGGCCACAGCAGAUUUCAGUGCCAGCUGUGAGCCAGGUGAGUCACUCUUCAAUACCAACUCAGCAAGCUCCGCCUGCUUUUAACUACACCCAAAAUACAACUUACUCAGUUGUGACUGCUACCACACGGACUACUAUUGGUAAUGAGUACCGGCCCCUUCUAAAGUCCCAGUAUUAUCCCUCAACUGACACCAGUAGUGGUGUGAAGGAUCUCAGCCAGACAGAUGUGUAUCAUGCGAGUAGCCAACAGCCAUCGUUGCAGGCCCAGGCCAACCAACAGGCUGCUCAGUAUCAGUAUCAGGAACAGAUAAAUGAAUCACACUAUCAAUACAAAGAUACGGCCAACAAGACUGUUUACCAAGCCCCCUAUUCAGAUGCCACCCUCAAGAACCAGUAUCAGAUAAGCCCCAAACCUCCAGCCCCAUACCAGGCGACCAACAAGGCUCCAUCCCAGUACCAAGCUGCUGCUGCUGCUGCUGUUGCUGCUGCAAAACUGCCAACACAGUAUCAGUCUAAUGUGAAACCCACAAAUCAGUAUCAACAGAGCAAUAAGCUAGCUGUCUCAUACCCAACUAGCACAAAACCCCCAUCUUCAUACCAAGCAAUAAGUAAAAUCCCUUCUCAGUACACACCUGUGUCGAAGACAGUCACUCAGUAUCAGAGUGGCACCAAGCCGCAGACGCAGUAUCAGGGUACAACAGCAAAGAGCCAGGUGUCCUAUCAGCCUGCUGCUAAAAUUCCAACUCAGUACCAGAGCAAAGUGAAAUCAUCAACUCAUUAUCAAAAUCAGAACAGCACAAAGCCUGCUACCCAAUAUCAGAUUGCUUCCAAAACCCAAACCACUUACCAAACUGGUGCUACACCUCAGUAUCAAGCUCGAGGAAACCUCACAAAACCAGCGUAUCAAGCAAACCUCUCCAAACCAUCUUAUCAGUCUAACUCUAAAUCUCAUUUCCAGUCACCAUAUCAAGAAGCCAACACAAAGCCCCAAUACCAAUAUCGUAAGCCAUCUGCUACUGAAAGCCACUAUGAUCAGUACCAAGAGAGUCACCAGCUGCAUCAAUCUCAUUAUCAGUACCAGCAGAUCAACAGUAACCACGCAAUUGACUCACUGUCCAAACCUGUCGACAGACAGGUACCCAAGGGCAGAAUCCAGAAUCUACCGGAAGCCGACACAACCAAUGGUUCGCAGUCUGUCAAUGCAGACUCAGCGUUAGAUUCUACCAAAAAUGUGGACACCUCAUCUGCUGUCACCUCUUCCACUCCUAUUUCUGCUACUGCUGACUCCUCAUCAGCCUCUCCGAAAUCUCUCCUGAAGGAAUCGUCGACGUCUGAAAUUCCUGUGGAAAAUUCUCUUCUGGAUGCAGUGAGUUCAAAUUUUGAACCGAAACUAGCAGCAGAUGACGAGAGCAGACGCAAGAAGAACAUUGAAAAUGGGGAGAAUGAAUCCCCUGCAAUGAAAAUUCUCAAAGAACUUAUGCAGCCUAUGCUGUGCAAGUUGUGCAAUGUUGCUAUGAACGCUGCAAUUCAGUCAGACCAGCACUAUAAUGGCAAGAACCAUGCUAAAAAAGUGCGGCUUUUUAUGCUGAGUGGUGGCACUCAGCUGCCUGCCACCAAGAACCGCCCUGCCGUUGAGUAUAAGCCAGGACAGGAGAUAUUAAUUUUGACAAACAGUGGGAGUACAAAUGGUGAGGUAAGUAAUACACAAGAUUAA